Molecule: messenger RNA, 2873 nt
Organism: Polychytrium aggregatum
Lineage: Eukaryota; Fungi; Chytridiomycota; Chytridiomycetes; Polychytriales
Exons: 18
Coding region: 1-2673 (890 amino acids)
Biological process (GO): cell motility
Cellular component (GO): motile cilium
Source: RefSeq, a predicted model, not a curated record
AUGCUCGCAACAGAGGAGCCUGCAAAUAUCGAGGACGCCUCCCAGGCCGGCGAGCCACCCGAGGAUCCCGAAACGGCCGCGACUCAGCCCGAUAACGACCAAGAGGCCGCUGCAGAUGCCGAAAACGCCCCUGCUGAAGAGGCCGCUGGCGAUGCUCCUGAUUCGGCCGAGCAGCCCGAGGAGCCACGUCCCGAAAGCCAGCCUCCAGUGCUGGACGAGAUUGACCAACACGAACUCGAGUACCUCGAGAAGCGCGAAGCCAAGCGGCAAGAGCUCUUGGUAGACCUCCUCGACAGAACCAAGGUCCCGACCACCUACUACAACAACAACAAGAAAGAGGAGCUGGUGAUCGAGUAUGUCGAAAACUUCCAGCGACAGUAUGUCCAGCUGUAUCCCGGCCGCAAGGAGCUGCUGUUGUUCCCGACCAACGAGUUUGGUCUGCGCAAAUUCGUCUGCACAUCGAUCCGCCCCACGCAGCUGCCAUUCAAGGAGCUCUAUGACUACCAAUCGUGUGCCAAGUUUGUUGCAGACUAUCUGACUUAUGAGGAACUCGAUCCGCCGCACGAGCUGCCCAAAUCGCUUCCGUCGCCAACCUUCACACUCAAGCUCCAGUCGGGCAACUGCUUCGACUUUUCGUUGCUGCUGGUGUCGCUCCUGCGAGGCGUGGGAUACGAUGCCUAUGUGGUCUCGGGUUACGCGUCUCGGGACAUCACCCUCGUCGACGAGACCCGGUUCGACACGGUCAAGCUCGGGAUCGACCCACCUGAAUCGAUGCCCAGUGCCGGCGGGGAGCCUGUGGCGGCGCUGUCCAAGUCCGAGCUCUCCGAAAAGGACGCCGCCGAGAUCCAGCCGAGAUACAAGGUCAAGGAGCCCAGGGUGCUGAGGAGCCAGUUUAUCAUGAAACAGGAUGAGAAGCGCAAGGCCGAGUUCCGGAAGCUGCAGGAGGCAAAGCUGGCGGAGAUUCGUCGGGCCAGGAUGCUCGCCGAGGAAGAUGUCGAUGAACUCAAGGGCCUCCGCAUCCACGCCUGGAUUCUGGUUCUUCCAGGAAAACGCGAAGUUGCUGAGGCGUUCUUCAUCGAGCCCAGUACCGGUCGCAUCUACCCAACCGAGCACGAGAAUUACCUCGGCGUGGAGAGCGUCUUCAGCUCGACCAACUAUUGGGUCAAUAUGCAAGUCUGUUAUGAGGGUCUCAAGGGAAUCUCUUUCGACCUGGGCGAUAACUCCAAAUGGGAGUUCCUCCUUCUUGGAAACACCCAGCCAGGCGGAAACAUUGUCAAGAACAACGAUGACGACGACGACAACCAAGGCAACGACAACCAGUCCGAGGAGGACGAAGAAGAAGAUCUGGUGCUUUCCAAGGAUCAGUUCGAGUCCAGAUGUCCAAGCGGCAGCAAAACGUCGUACUUUCGCAACGCCAAACUGGAAACCUUUGCAGAGUACCACAGAAACGACGGCAUGGUGUCCCGGGUGACGUUCUAUUCGAACGAGGACAUUGAGUUCAACGGCGAGAUCCGUGAGAUUUUUAUGAACCGAAGAGACAAGCUGUGCAAGCGCAUCAGGAACCCGGAUGUGGACCGCGUCCACGAGUUCUUUGACCCCGGGCGACAGCCCGGACUCAAGGAGCACCUUCUCAUCGCCGGCAACACGGCCGAGAUGCAUUUUUACCCCGAAGCACGAUCGGACGGGCUCGUCAAGCGAGUCGAGACCGAGAACAAGACGAUGGAAUACUUUACCAACCGCGAAGAUCGAUUGAUUUACAGAAGCGUUACGUACGAUGUAUCAGAGACGCAACAAGAAGAGACACUCGGAGAACCAACCCCGGUCUUCAAGAUGACCGAGAAGUUCUCGAGGAACCUUGCAAUUCCGGCGACGGAAGAUAUUUACAAAAAGACGUACUUUCCGGAUCGGAUCAAGAUUGUGUACCACCUUGGCGAAGGACGUGUCAUUCCAUCCAUGCGGGAAUACAAGCGAACGGCGAUUGAGCAGAAGGCUGCAUCGGUGGAGCUGCUAAACUCGUUCGAGGUCAACCCAUACCUCAAGAACCCAAAGAAGCAGCAUCUGUAUGCUCAGUUCUGCGGCCUCCUCAAGGCCGAGGCAGCGUGCAUGAUCGACAUCAAGCGAUCUCAGAAGGAAGCCAGCGAGAUCGUGGCUGCUCGGCUCAACGAAGAAAAGGAGGUGGCACUGACGAUAUCGAUCUACGACACCACCCGGAAUGAGACGAAACUACCAAGCGAAAGGGAAACUGAGAUCCACAAGGCCACAGAGAUCGAUGCUGCCGCUGCCGAGAUCGACUAUCUAUCACCGUUCCUGGUGUCGUAUCCCAACCCAAGCGGCCUCUCGAGCAAGGAGGCGUACGAUGUGUGGCAGGCGUGCCUGGGGCAUGCCAGCGAGAGAAAGACCGAGAAACUCGCCAUCAUUCAAGCCCGGCUGGACGAAGUCAGCGCCGAGUAUCAGCGGCGCCAACUUGCGUACUCGCGCAAUGCCGAUUCGAUGAGCGUCGAGGAGACCGAGGCGUAUGUCAAGUUCUGCGACGAAGCACUGUUCCGAAUCCACAUCCUGGAGAAGCGUGUGGCCGCGGAAAAACUCGCAGGCCCGUUGCGGUAUGCUGAGCUGGAGGGCAAGCUCCGCCAAGACUCGCGCCUGCGGGAGGCCAAUGGCAUGUCGCUGCCAUGAGCAUCCAGACAGCAGCCGCGUGAUGGCGGUGGGGCUGGGGGCAAUGCAAGCGGCGGCGAUGCGUGUCUUGUCUGUCGUUUCUCGGAAAGGCGAUUCGUUUCUUGGAAAGGCAGCGGGCAUAUCUUGGCAUUGUAAUGGCAUCUCCUGGAAUAGAGGCGGCAGUCCAAAAGCGGACGAGCCAAACGACACCCCGAACGGCC